Molecule: messenger RNA, 1753 nt
Organism: Anopheles aquasalis
Lineage: Eukaryota; Metazoa; Arthropoda; Insecta; Diptera; Culicidae
Product: apyrase
Biological process (GO): proteoglycan biosynthetic process
Molecular function (GO): UDP phosphatase activity; GDP phosphatase activity; calcium ion binding
Source: RefSeq, a predicted model, not a curated record
CUUUCCGCGAGAAAAAUCGUUCGUGAGCAGGAUGGAAAUUUUCCUGAGUUUAUCCUUGUGAUCCUUGCCACCGCCCGUGUGUCUGUGUUUGUGUGUCCGAAGGGUGAAGGGCGGGGUACCGUGGCGGGAAGUUAACCCAUAGCAUCACAGAAGACCAAAUGAAAAACGGCAGCACCUACGGUAACUCGUCGGCCUUGUCCUCGUCCUCGUCGUCGUCCUCGCUGUACGCCAGUUUGGGAUCGGCUGGUUCGAAGGAACCGAAAGGGCCGACGAUCAUCGACACCGGAAUGUAUCUGCGGGAUUGGCGCAAGGCGCUCCGAUCGCCACCAUCGUACAGGAUAGGGAAUCGCACGAUCCGGUUACAGGUUCACUUUACCUGGGUACUGGCGACGCUUUCCGCAUUCCUGCUGCUCGUCCUGUACAUCUCCUCGAGUCCCUCGUAUCUGCGCGAGGCAGCACCGUCAGCGUCCAGCAGCUUGCUCAAGAACACGGUCAUCGUGUACAACCACACGUAUCCGCUGACCAGCCCGAUCGUGAGCAGCGGUAUCUACUCCUUUCGAGUAGGCAUCAUCGCGGAUCUGGACACCAACUCGGCCCUGUCCAAGAACCAGUGGGGCAGCUUCUAUCUCAAGGGCUACCUGAGCUACAUUCCCUCGAAGCGAUCGAUCACCAUAUCGUGGGAUGAAGGCAGUCCCAAGCCCCUGAAAUCGGGCUACGCGCUCAAAGGCCGUGGCAUGGAGCUGUCGGAGCUGGUGGUGUUCAACGGCAAGCUUUUAACGUUUGACGAUCGCACCGGACUGGUGUACGAGGUGGAUGGUGACCGGGUGCUACCUUGGGUGCUGCUAAUGGACGGAGAUGGAAGGACCUCGAAGGGGUUCAAGGCUGAGUGGGCCACUGUCAAGGAUCAGGUACUGUACGUGGGAUCAAUGGGCAAAGAGUGGACGACGGCUGCUGGUGAUUUUGAAACCAGCGAUCCGAUGUACGUUAAGGCGGUCACGGUACAUGGAGAGGUGUACCAUCUAAAUUGGGUUAACAACUACAAAGCCAUUCGAAAGGCGAUUGGAAUCGAGUGGCCAGGUUACAUGAUCCACGAGUCCGGUGCCUGGUCGGACGUGCACAGAAGGUGGUUCUUCCUGCCCCGGCGAUGUUCCCGGGAACGGUACAACGAAACGCGGGACGAACAUAUGGGCUGCAACUUCCUCAUCUCGUGCGACGAGACGUUCCAGAGCAUUCGCGCCAUCGAACUACCGCGGAACGGUAUCCCGGCAACGCACGGGUUCUCGAGCUUCAAGUUUCUGCCCUCCACCAACGACGAGAUUAUCGUAGCGCUAUCAACCGAAGAGCUCAAUGGGAAAACGUCUACCUUUAUCAGCGCAUUCACGGUCGAAGGCCAGCAACUGAUGGCGGAAACGCGCAUCAACACGGAGUACAAGUAUGAGGGGCUCGAGUUCAUCUAGAGCCUUGUCAGUAUUUCUGUUCAGUUAGGCUUUUAGUACAAUUUGAAAAACUGUAAAUAAUUCCUUCACCAAAUCCGUGCAACUGCUUGGAAACCUUUAUCUCGUGCUUUGUUCCCUUUUGCGGGAACCAAUACCAAACAGAAUUCCCGUCGCUCCCCCACACCCCCGUGUCCAUUAUAUGGUUGAUAUUUGAAGGAAACUUCAACAAGCUGUUGUGAUAGUAGCCACUUUUUCUUUCUCCCGUCUCUUGCUCUUUUGUACAGCAAUUAGUGUAAAAAAUAAAACCAAUUAUCAAA